Messenger RNA from Postia placenta MAD-698-R-SB12, 561 nucleotides. RefSeq lists its product as hypothetical. NCBI's taxonomy places the organism in Eukaryota, Fungi, Basidiomycota, Agaricomycetes, Polyporales, Adustoporiaceae. The coding region runs from base 1 to 561 and encodes 186 amino acids. Gene Ontology annotation, biological process: mycotoxin biosynthetic process. The record is from RefSeq and is a predicted model, not a curated record. The transcript is spliced from 2 exons.
AUGAACAUCGUGGGCAUAGUCUCACAGUUGUCAGAAAGGCGCACGUUAGACGGAACAAAGCUAGAUUAUGAUAGCUUAUUCGUCAAAUUGCCUAUAUCUAUUCGUCGCGCCGCCUUAACCUUCCACGGCACGCCCCGUUACGACGUGUACUCCGACGAUGACUGGGAGUCGCUCAUCCCUCAGGGACACGGAUUCUACCGCACGGAAGACACACUUGAAUACUACGGUGUCUCCAUGUACCACCAGCUUCACUGUCUCGACGUGAUUCGCCGGAUGAUCACGGCAAAGUCCAACACCACCGACGAACGGGCGCACCAUGCGGACCAUUGCUUGUCAUACUUGCGCCAGGCGAUCCUCUGCCAUUCUGACCUUACGCUCGAACCGGCACAUCUGAAGCUGCUAGACGAUGGGAGGUAUUUGCGGGAGAUUUCCAACAUGAGCAGGACGCACGAUUGCCAUGAUUGGGUUCAGGUGCGAGAGUUUUUGGAGGAGAGGUAUCUCGAGUGGGAAGACGAGGACGAUUUUUCUGAAGCAAAGGGAGGAUAUCAUCAUAUAUUGUAA